Molecule: messenger RNA, 3744 nt
Organism: Nakaseomyces glabratus
Lineage: Eukaryota; Fungi; Ascomycota; Saccharomycetes; Saccharomycetales; Saccharomycetaceae
Gene: BUD5
Product: Ras family guanine nucleotide exchange factor BUD5
Biological process (GO): Ras protein signal transduction; positive regulation of GTPase activity
Cellular component (GO): plasma membrane
Molecular function (GO): protein binding; guanyl-nucleotide exchange factor activity
Source: RefSeq, a predicted model, not a curated record
AUGGAUUCUCCGACAAGCCAGUAUGAUAAUGGCGCAUCGCCGACUUUACCCCUCGACACGUCUUUCCAGACCGCGUCCUUCCACACUGCAACCUCUAGUCCUACACCAUCGCAGCAAUUGGACGCGCAAGACAUAUCAAAAGAGAUAGAGCAACUGAGGCUUUACCAAGAUAAUAAACGUAUUUCCUUCACAACGCCUGUCGUGAAUACAUCCCCACUACACCUGCCGCCAGACAUAACACCAAGAGCCGACCAAGUUCAGCCGGAAAACCAACAAGGAUUUGUAUCUCACGGCCUCGGUAUAUCGCUUCCGCAGCCUACCGAUAACACCAACAUCGAUGACACGAUUACCAGCAUCGAUCCCGACAUCACAACUAAACUACAACCUGAUUCACCCGAUCGCACAAAUAACUCGGUUAAGUCCAAACCAGACGAUUUCAGCCUUUCGCACUUGUUCAUUAUCGCUAACCAUGAGUUCGACCCAAGUUCUUUACAAAACAAAGAAGAUGCCUCAAUCUGCUUACCAUUCAAAAAGAACGAUGUAGCAUUCGUACACGUCGUAGACGAGUCCGGAUGGGGUGAAGUUACACUUAUCAAGAACAAUGAAAGAGGCUGGGUGCCAUUCAACUACUUCCAAGAUACUGUACAUCCAACUACGGCUGCAUACCCAGCACCACAGUACUUGAAAUCGCGUUUACCACUGGAGUCAUUACUAUCUGCAUGUGCACAGUUUCUAACACAACAAGAUGGAUCGGAAAAGUUUAAACAUAAAUAUUUUAAUGAUAUAAGGGACGGCGUCAAAACCUUGCUAGAAUUAACUAAAUGUGUCUCGAGAUCAGAUGAACUUGUCAAAUCUGUAUCCCUAAUACGGAGAGCGAGAAAAGCUCUUCUGGCUGAUUGGUACGACCUUAUGAUGAAAGCUGACCACUACAAGAAAACCUCCCCCAGUGCAGAAAAUAUAACCACAUUAAUACAACUAACAAAUAAAGUCACCAACAAAGCAUUCACAUUUUACAACGCAUGGAGUACGCACCUAUCCACCGAUUCAAGUAAGCAUGAUUCCAGAUAUCAUAUAUUGAACAACCCAUCCGAUAAAAAAGAAGAACUUAUCUCUCAAAACAACUCUAUAGAGGCCAGUUCCAAAUCUACGGUAUCAAAUAAUCACGCCAACCAACCAACAGAGAACCAGAUAUCGGAGAAGGCCAACUCAACCACUUUAUUAGAACCACCCUUUGCAAUUGCAAGACUUACUGAAAUACAUAACUUAAUUUUUCAGUAUAUUGGCCUUAUACUAGGACGUCUGCAAAUGGUUACGAACAAUCCUGCAGGAUAUGAAACCUUAGAAUCGGUAAUACACCAGAUAAUUAUCAUUUUAAGAGAAUUACUCUAUAUCAGCAAGACAUGCGCAUACAUAAUGCAACAGAAAUUUCAAAAAGUUGAUCAAGACCCAUUUAACGAAGACUUGGACCAGUUGCUAUCAAUGGUAUCAGAUAUGGUUUCAACAAUAAAAGUGUUAGUGACUAUGUCACUAAAUACAUCUAUUCACAAAGAGGAUACUGCUACUAUUGAAGCCCAACAACAUAAGCUGAUUUCAAUUGUGGCAAGUAUGACCCCCUUAAUCAAUAACACAGUCCUGCAAUGCCAUAACUACCUUCGCUUAAUUGGUGACUUUAAGCUUGAAACCUCUAGAUCAUAUAUGGAUUUCCAAAAGAUUCGCAUAAAUCCUCAACAUCUGAUAAAUAGAAGUCAGACAACUUCAAAUAAUGACGUAUUUAAAUCUGAUUUCCAAAGAAAAUCCAUUGAUCUUUUUGCUAAUGAUAAGGAAAGAUAUAAAAGAGUUACUAGAUACAGUACUAUCACCCCCUUAAGAGAAGAUUUCUUUGAUGAUCAUAAUCUAAUUGAAGGCUCCCCAGAAAAAAAGUCAUUCGCCCGUGAUUCCGUAUUUCUCAAAUAUCAACCAACUGACUCAGAGGCUGAAAGCUCUGCAUUGGUGACAAAUUCAUCAGACAAGCUAAGUGAAGAAGACCUUAUUUACGAUAGCAAUAAUGAAUUAAUAACAGCUACCUGUCGUGGCUUGGUUUUUAAGCUCACUGAUGAACUAGACCAUCCAAGCAGCUUUUUUGUUUCAACAUUUCUUCUUAACUUUCGGUCAUUCAUGAAAUCAUAUGAACUGGUGACCGAACUAAUAAAUAGAUUUGAUUUAGCGGAUAUGGAAAAUAAACUUAGGGAUAAUAAACCCAAAGGCAAAUACUCUACCACGGCUUCUAAACUGAAAAACAGACGUAGAUUGAUCUGUUCCGUUUUUAAUGAAUGGAUGGAAAGUUACUGGGAUUACAAUACCGAUUUCGAAUGUAUAUCCACAAUGAUAAACUUUUUCAAUGAAGGGAUGGCUGAUUAUCUACCUAGAGAAUCAAAAAUGCUAAUACAAACGGCUGCAAAAUUGAUUUUAAAAUUCAACGAACUCAAAAAAAAUAGGCAGUUGACUACAACUUACUCCCAGUUGUGUCCAAUUAAUGUUUUAAAAAAUAAUGGCGGCUCGAUGAUUUCUCAAAUCUCGACUGUAACAACGGCUACAAAUAAAUCAAUACUAACUAUGGAUGAACGCUUAAUCGAUGAAUAUGAACUAACACAUAUACCACACCAAACAGAAGAUGACCUAGCGCUUCCAUUACCAGUGUUGAAUCUUGGUACAUUUUCUUUGAUAAGCAAAGAGAACACUGAGCAAAUUCAUAAUUUGGUAUACAAAUACAGAAAUUAUUUGAAUGAAAAGAAUUACGAUGAUUUUACAGACAAAACCUCAGAUGAGAUUUUGAAAAUCUGGUUUGAGCUGAAAAAUCACCACUUCUCUAACUCCGAUUUAUCCACUGCUGCUGAAUUCAGCUUAGUGAUUUUAAAUCCAUUAGAAGUAGCGAAACAAUUAACUAUCCUUGAAUCACUUCUUUUCAUGAGAUUAACGCCAUUCGAUAUAGUGAACUAUAAAGCAAAUUCUACAAUAACAUCAUCAAAUGUCGCUGCCAUUACAUCAUUCACAAACCAACUUUCACAAUAUGUGAUGAACGGUAUUUUAACACCUAGAAUUAACGAUGCUACAAGAACAACAAUCUUGAAAGCCUGGUUAAGAAUUGCACUAUCAGCCCUUUAUUUGAGAAAUUUUAAUUCUGUGGCUUCUAUUAUGACAGCCAUCCAAAAUCAUUCUAUUACACGUUUGACUGGUGUAUGGCAACAACUAUCGCGAAAGGACACUCUUCUAUAUGAGUAUUUAUCAAGAAUAAUUCAUCCUAAUCAUAAUUUCAAAGUCUACAGGCAAAAGUUGAAAAAAAUCAUUGACGAUUCAUCACAAGGCUCUAUUAUUCCAGUGAAAUCGCAUGUGCCUGUCGUACCUUUUUUCAAUCUGUUCUUACAGGAUAUAACGUUCAUACACGAGGGUAAUUCGACGUUCAGAAAUCCUGACUCAUUCAGACCAAAUAAGCCAAUCAAUGUGGAUAAGUUCUACAGAAUUACUAAAAUUGUAACAACUAUGCAAUUUUUCCAAGUCGGAUAUAAUACGAACAGUAGUGAGGAUGCACCAAAAAGGGAGUCGUUUUUUAGAUUGACAGAAGAAAUGGGUUUGGAUACCAAAAAUAUAGCGAGUGUACCGCUCCUACAAGAGCUUAUUGUUUAUGAGCUAUGGAAGGUCAAUAAUGUCUUUUCUAUCGAUUCUGACAGAGCUUACCAAUUGAGCUUACAAAUACAACCAAGAAACUAA